CUCACUCUCCCUCUGUCACACCCACAGCAGGUACAUUGUCACUGAUAGCAUAAGUUAGCCUUAGUGUGCUUUUGGGCUGCGCCUUUAUAAGUCUGCGCCUUUUAAGAUCCAGCACAGACUAGUAGACUGCCUCAGGCCCUCAGGUAUAGGAUUCUUCAUCAGUCUUCUGGGUUACUUAUUGGCCUGCUCUCCCUACCUGCUGUCAGCCUGCUCGGCUGCCUGGCUCAUCUCCUGGCCCAUCAUAAAACACCAGACACCUGCAGACUGACAGAAGAGACUGGAAUCUGAGCUAACUGGACUAGAGGUAAUCAUCACCACAAGUCUACCUUACACCUGUUGGGGUCCUGUAUUGUCUACACUCAGCACCAGUCUCAGCCCUGCCUGAGACCACCCAGAGGCCAGCACACCUUGGCCCAGGAGGCAGCAGCCAUGUCGAGUCCAGGGGAGAGUCUAUCAUCAGAGGGCAGCAGCCCAUUGUUUCCAUCCCGCCUAGGUCUGCCUGAAAGCCCCUUGGGAGACAGGACAGGUGCAGAAGCUGGUAUGGCCUGGGAGAUGGAGGACACCAAGCCCUGCAUGGAGGCUCUUGAGCAUCGCGGCCUUCCGGGCCUCCACCUGUCCUGCUUCGACAUGCUCUUCACCGAGGACUCCACCUGGCUGGUGAAGGUGACCGAGGCUUCCUCGGGUCAGGCUUGUCCCGUGCCUCUUCCCAUAACCAGGACCGAGCACCGUGAGGAGCCAGAGCAGUGCCCCGUCAUCGACAGCCAGGCCCUGGGGCUCUCACCGGGGCUGGAGGGCCAGGAGGAGGAGCGAUCCCUGGAGCAGGUCCAAAGCAUGGUGGUCGGGGAGGUGCUGAAGGACAUCGAGACGGCCUGCAAGCUGCUCAACAUCAUCCCAGACCCCAUAGAGUGGAGCUCGGGGAACGUCCAGAAGUGGUUGUUGUGGACAGAGCACCUGUAUAGACUGCCUCAGGCCGGCAAGGCAUUCCAGGAGCUCACUGGAAAAGACCUGUGUGCCAUGAGUGAAGAGGACUUCAGGCAGAGGUCCCCUCAGUGUGGAGACACCCUGCACGCCCACCUGGACAUCUGGAAGUCAGCUGCCUGGAUGAAAGAGAGAUGUUCCGUUGGAGACAGCAAAAUCACAGGCGGAGAGGAGCUGUGGUUGGAGGCAGACUCGUCAUGCUCAGGCCAGCCCAUCCACUUGUGGCAGUUCCUCAGAGAGCUGCUCCUCAAACCCCACAACUACGGACGCUGUAUCCGCUGGCUCAACAAGGAGAAAGGUAUUUUCAAAAUCGAGGACUCGGCUCACGUGGCGAGACUCUGGGGACUGAGGAAGAACCGUCCAGCGAUGAACUACGACAAGCUGAGCCGCUCCAUACGGCAGUACUACAAGAAGGGCAUCAUCCGCAAGCCUGAUGUCUCCCAGAGACUGGUCUAUCAGUUUGUCCACCCAGUAUGAGGGGACGGAGGAGGACAGAGGUCUCCAAGGAAAGGGCCACACGAUCACACCUUGCACUUGUACAUUACACCAACGCCAAGCUGAAAAGGGGUGAAACUAACAAGCAUGCACUGACCAACCCCUGUAAGUACACAUAGCCUUUGCCAGCCUUUGCCAGUAAGUGUCAGCAGUCAAAGUUGGCAAAUGAAUAUUUCGCUUUUUUUUAAUGCAGAGAAGAAACUUGAGACUAAAAUGAAAGUGCUUUUUCUCCGGGCUGAUUCCUCUUCAGAACCACAAAACAACAAAGAAAGAAAAAGAAAAAAAACUUUUGAACUGCCUUUUUCGUUUGCACGAUCUGCCUGUCCUUUUCCCUAUUAUAUCAUUUAAUCAAUAACCCGUAUCUUAAAACACCGGAAGACAACAUUUGAUUGAUUGAUUGGCAUCAAACAUAAGGAAGAGAAAUUGCCAUUGCCCACAGUUAUACAUUAUGUACCUGCUGUGUCCCUGUGUGUAGGACGAAGAACAGUCUGCGUGUGCUUGUUUAUCAGAGCCUGUUCUACUCAUUCCUCUGGGAAUGUGGUUAGGAGUUUUGCUUCGGCUAUAGGGUUCAGCUCUGGCUUUUGGCUGUCACCCAGAGAGGCAAACAGCUCACUCUUUCUUUUUUUUCAUGAUUCACAUGGCACACUUCCGAACUCUCCCGAAAGGCUUUUACAAUAGAGCAUUUCGCUGAACCCGAAUGGGAGUGCAGCAACAACCCCCUCAUAAUAAACUCAUGCAGUCAAAGUCUGUAACUGACUGGUAAAAGCCGUUGGUUUUCCACCCUGCCGUAGAAAACAUCUAGAAAGCACCAGACCACUGUAUAUUACCAUAUAUGUCAUAUGCUCUGUACCUUUUGCUUGCGUUUAAUUGUAAUAGCAUUUAUUUGAAAUGUAACCAAAAAAAUAUAGAUAGGAAUAUCUACAUCAAAAACUGUAUCCUCCACCAUCUUUACCAUUGCAAUACAGGUUCAAUUCUUGAAAACAAGCAGCAUCACUAAUCUCAUAAUUGAUCAUUACCAAUUCUGUUGAAUUCUAUGAAGUAUACAAUAAAAAAAAUGUGGGUUCCUCGAGGGGUUUUUGGUAAGGGUGCUGGUUCUAUGUGGAACCAUAAUGACCCAAAGAACCCUUGGAGCCCUUCAAUGGUUCUUUGAGGUUCAAAAAAAUGACAUGUAGCAGCAGCAGCUCAUUCAAAUACUUUGGGACUUGGCUUGCUCACAGCUCUUUCUGUGCAACCGUGAGUGACUGUCCUUCCAUUUGAUCUAAUCUGUUGUGUUACGCUAUUUAUUACAUGUUAUGUAUGAUUAUGGUCAGUGACAGUGUCUUGUGAAAGACUCACGUAUGGCCUUGUGUCAAUUGAGAAUGGUUGACUAAGUCAGUAGUUCUCAAUUCUCUCCUCAGGGACCCCCAGCCGUUCCAGAACUACCACACCUGAUUGAACUUGUUAAUAAACACAAUAAUAAAAACUAUUGCAUUUUAACCGUAUAUUAUGGCUUUUAAUCCAGAAUAAAAACUCAUGUAUGUUUCUACAAAGAACCACUGAGAUUGAGAAAGGUUCUUUAUUGAAGCAGUCUCCGUGAAGGUUCUACAUCGAAACCAUAAAAAAAAAGGGUUCUAUAUUGCCCCAAAAAGGGAUGUAAUCAUAGCGGAACCCUUUUUUGGUGCUAUAUAGAAUCUUUUUUAUGCUUCUUUAUAAAACAUUAGGAACGAGUUCUUUAGAGCACCAUACAGGCUCCAUUUAGAACCUUAUGAGCAUGGUUUUUAUAGAAGAAAAGUUCCACAUAUAAACGGGUUGGCUGACAACUUCACGGAAAUAAUGAGCUCGCAUCGAUGAGGUAGAUGGCCGUGUGGUGUUAUGAUUUUGAACAGUCAGCUACCAACAAUGACAAGAAGCUGCAAUGUGGGGAAUCGUAGGUGGCUCACUUCGGCUCGUGUCUUGUUGUUCCCAUGUAUUAUUACGAUCUCAAGCACAUUCUUGGUAACCUGCAUAGUUCCAGCUAGCUGGAUAUAUUCGUCUGAGCAUACAAUCCAGUCUAAACUAAAGCCUCAUUCACACCUUGUGCUAUCUAACAUGAGGCUUUCAUCAUCUGAUCAAGAUGAUUCCAUCACUAUCUGAUUAAGGUCUGUUAAGUCUGCAAAUGGUAAUAAAAUGUAUCUCUUAUACAGGGGGACAACUUUGGUUUUAGAAGUGGGUGGGACAUAAUCUGGUGGGGGGUCUGGAGGUCCUCCCUCAGAAUUUAUGGACAUCUUAAACUCAUUUCCUGCAUUUCCACAAAAUCGAAUAUUGAAAAUAAGAAUAGAAUAUGUUUCUAAAUACUUCUACAUGAAUGUGGAUGCUACCAUGAUUAUGAAUAAUCCUGAAUAAAUUGUGAAUAAUGAUGAGUGAGAAAGUUAUAGAUGCACAAAUGUCAAAAUGCUAACCUCCCCUGUUAUUGUAAUGGCGAGAGGUCUCCUGCUGAGACCCCUGUCAUCCAUUCACUGAUUGUUAUAAUACACUGCAAAAUUCACCUGAGCUCUGUAGACUGCUCUUCCCUGGCUGUCUGACCCUGAUCCAACAGCUGUCACCAUCUGAUCCUGCUAAGAGAUGAUGAGCAUAGUGUUGUGUGCUGACUGUGCAUUGUGACUGUGAAGCCUACAGAGCUGUUUAUACCGUGUCAGUGUGAAAAGUAGGGAGUUAGCUAGGGAAACUGACAGAUCAAUGCUAUACUGACUGUGAUUGGGGCCAAAAUGACAUCUAACUUUAGCCAACUUUUGACUAGCUCCAAUGGUACAUUAACUGGCAUAAACGAGCCAAGUUAAUUUACUUCUGUUGACCAAACAAAGGCUACAAAACAUUUCCAUACACACAACAGCUGUUAGAUACUGUUACCUGACAGAUAGCUAGAGGCUAGAGCUGAACUGACUGUGGUACACUAGCUGGCUAGCUAGUUAAUUCAUUUCAAACAACUAGAGGGGAUGAAACAUUAUCUAACAUGUCAGUUGCACUACUAGCUCAGCGCUGGGAAUAUUUUUUUCUUCUGUUGAGUCAAACAGCUGUUAGCUGGCCAGUUAUAUCAGUCAAAUAAAGAGAAGCCAGUUUCUGAUGUGCUUGCUUUUGCAACUUAAAGAAAAAGCACAGUACAUACAGACAACAGCUACCCCAGUUCACACUCUCUGUGGUGUCUGCACGGUCCUAAAUCCAGCCGGCUGAAACCACUGAAAUCACCUACCCGACCUCUCUGUGGCGUCCGCAUGGUCCUAAAGCACACCUAUGCCGCUUUUUGUAACACAAUGCAGUGAUAAAACUGGGGAAUGUAGGAGGGGUCAUGCCCCCCCAUCCCCCGUCCGUCCGUACCCAGUGAAAGUUGCACCCCUGCUCUUAUCUGUCAACCUAAUCUGCACUGUGAUCAGAUUUUCUGGUCCAUCCCUGUAUGCAAAUUAUUUGGCAGACGUAAGACAGUUAUUGAUGCCAUUAGUCAAUGGUGUUACCUGUCCAUGAUUUUACAGGGCGGAAUAAUUAUGAUUUAAAUCCAGGUCUGUUUACAGAGACAAUGGGUCCCUGACUACUUCCGGAGAUGGUCAGGAAGAUUGGAUCACAAUCAGAACACAGUGUUUUAGUAAUCUACCCGUGUCUAAACAUGUGGAUCAGAAGGUGGACAAGAUCAGAACACAGGACAUAUUUUAGCACCAGGUAUAAACAAGACUUAAAUGAGAAACAUUAAAACACUGAUUGCGACCAAAGAUUCCCUUUGCACAUGAUAUUUGUAAGAUGAUGUGAAGUGCCUUCAGAAAGUAUUCAUACAACUUGACUUACUUCAAAAAUCUAUUUAACAUUGACAAUACCCCAUAUUUACAAAGUGAAAACAUGUUUAAAGAUUUUUUUUGCAAAUUUAUUGAGAAUGAAAUACAGAAAAAUCUAAUUUACGUACGUAUUCACAUCUCUGAGUCAAUACAGUGCCUUCGGAAAAGUAUUCAGACCCCUUGACAUUUUCCACAUUUU
Oncorhynchus mykiss (rainbow trout) is the source of this 5448-nucleotide messenger RNA. RefSeq names its product SAM pointed domain-containing Ets transcription factor. Gene Ontology annotation, biological process: regulation of transcription by RNA polymerase II; cell differentiation. Gene Ontology annotation, molecular function: DNA-binding transcription factor activity, RNA polymerase II-specific; sequence-specific DNA binding. Lineage: Eukaryota; Metazoa; Chordata; Actinopteri; Salmoniformes; Salmonidae. The record is from RefSeq and is a predicted model, not a curated record. Gene Ontology annotation, cellular component: nucleus.